This is a messenger RNA of Plasmodium inui San Antonio 1, 3393 nucleotides long. RefSeq lists its product as hypothetical. NCBI's taxonomy places the organism in Eukaryota, Apicomplexa, Aconoidasida, Haemosporida, Plasmodiidae. The transcript has a single exon. Gene Ontology annotation, molecular function: protein-lysine N-methyltransferase activity. The coding region runs from base 1 to 3393 and encodes 1130 amino acids. Gene Ontology annotation, biological process: peptidyl-lysine monomethylation. The record is from RefSeq and is a predicted model, not a curated record.
AUGAAUAGCACAUUCUCGUCAUGGGUAAAAUGGGCACUCCUACUAGUAAGCACACUAACAAUUGAUGGAACAAAAAUACAUGUUAAGAGAAAAAAGAUUCUGUUCCCCUCUUUUACACAAAAUGGUUGGUCGAGAAGGGGCAGAGACAAUCACUUUGCUUCACACACCUUGGUGCGCAGAGGCAAAGCUGCCUUUCACCUGUUCAAAAAGAAAGACACCCCGUUGAAGUUAUCCCAAGAGGAUAAUAUAGGUAAAGAAAUUAGCUCCUUAAAUUGCCUAAACGAAUUGAUAGAAUCGGUGUUACAUAAGAAAUACGAAUAUAAUAACAGCUUGAAGGAGCCCAUUUUUACCAUCUCCCAUUUGGCUAGCCAUUUUAUGAAGAACUCGGUAAAUUUACAAAAUGUAGAAUUCGAUGAACAAAACAGGGAUGAAUAUACCUAUGAGAAAAAUAGAAUUGGCGACUUUCUCGAGGAGAACAACAUACAGGUUCGUAACAAUUUGGGACAGCUUGCGCAAGUCGGUAUGAAUGUUCCACCAAAUAAAGUUCAAUCCAGCGGGAGCAUCAAAAAGGACGACACUCAUCGCAGCGAAAAUGGUGGUAACGAAAAUGAUCUCAACCAUGAAAAUAAAAUCCUUUGCUUGAUGGCGAAAAAUAAAAUUAAAAAGGAAGGCGUCAUAUGCAGCAUACCCAGCUCGUACAUAAUUCACUUUGACUACAUCGUGAAGCAAAUUCAAAAUUACGUGGACCUUUUUUCCAGCGCUUAUAACGUAAACUAUAUAAAAUACAUUUUUAAAAACAACAUGGAAGAUGAGAUAAAAGAGCUAACCCCCCUCACCAUCUUACUGUAUGAUAUUUAUAAAAGGCACGUCCACUUUUUAUCCUUCAUGAAGUCACCACUUAUCUUUUUAAAAUUCUGGGACGUGAAAUUAACAUUGAUAAUAACAUAUAUCCACUUCGUUUCGAAAUAUGUGACGAUUCUGCUUCAUGCAUAUAAUUUUAACAACACCUUUUUUGUUCUCCUGAGGAAUUAUUUCGCCAACAGGGAGAAACCAAAUGGGAUAACUGGCAAAAAUUCGACGCGCAAGGAGGACCAAAGGAAUGAUGGCCCAGGUGACAACACAGGUGACAACAAAGGUGAUAACCGAAGUGAUAAUCCAGGUGACAACACAAGUCAUAACGCAAGUGAUAACCCAAGUGAUAACCCAAGUGAUAACCCAAACGAUAACCCAAGUGAUAACCCAAACGAUAACCCAAGUGAUAACCGAAGUAACCCCCCAAAGCAUAGCCUCCCUUGUAACGCUAACACAGAAGAGAAACCACGCAAGCCACACCCCCCACACAUAGACCAAACACACUGCGCUCUUACCAAAGAAACAAAUGAGACACUUAAAGAGAAGACCAAUUUUUUCUUCUAUAAAAAUUACCAACAUUACGUAAACUAUAUUGUUAAUAAAAAACCUCUGUCCCAUUUGCCUCUACUCUUCUCAGACUCCUCUUUUCUUCUUUUCAACAACAUGAAUAUGAAAAAUAUAAUUUAUUUUCGGAGGCAAAUGCUCCAUGAAAUAUUAAAUUUACUUAAAGGUGACGAAAAUGGAAACUCCAACUUUUUAUUCAUUGACAAAAAUGCCAUACACAGAAUUUUAUUCACUAACAAUAAGCAUUACCAACGCAUUGGAAAAUUGCUAGCCUGUGAUGAUAACCCCCUUUGCGAGGAAAAACGAGAAUCUCGCCACGACGUUUCGCUUGACCACACAGCAGACGUUAACAAGUUGUAUCACUUCGCUUUGCUCCUGGAGGAAGCCAACCCAAACAGACAAGGCAGCCACCCAAACGGAGGGCCAACGGCCAGCGCACCAAGUGAUUCCCCCCGUGAGACUAUCGAAUCCAUCGCGUACACUGAAUCCCUAUUCGAAUCGUUGGACCAUUUCGUCAAUUACAACUUUCUGAUGCGAAUAUAUUCCUACGUUUCCUCGCAUGUGAUAAAAGUGAAGGGCAACGUAACCCUAAAUGGGGAGCAUUCAGCGGAGGAAGGAAAAAAAAUAAAUCAAAUACAUCAAAUAAAACAAGGCGAAAAUAACCCAAAUCAUAGCGACCACUAUGAGCUGAAGGACAACGUCCUAAGCAGCAACGUUAAAAUGGAAAAGGUGGAGAAGGCCAUCCAGAAGCUCACCGUAGAGGAAUGCGCAAAGCACGAUUUUAACCAGUAUGAGAAAGCCGAAAGGGAGGAAGAAAACAAAUACAUGUGCCUAAUACCAAUCAUAGACAUCUGUAACCACAGCAAUUUUGCCACCAACUGUAUUAUAAAAAAGGAAAUGAAAAAAAGUGAAGAAGGUGGGUUUCACAUCGCGAGAGAUUCCAUGAGGGAUUCCCACUCUGGGGAUGGCCCGAAUGGAACGAACCAAAUGAAGGACAUUUUAAAGGAGACCCACAUUGAGUGUAUAUCAAAAGAAGCCAUUCAUAGGGAAGAGAAACUACCAAUUAGUAAUUUAGAUAAUGUCCAAUUAAUCAGCUCAAAAGAUAUAGACAGAGGAGAAGAAAUCACCAUAAGUUACGGCAACCUGAGCAAUGACCUUCUACUCCUAGAAUACGGAUUUAUUUAUAAGCAGAACACAAAAGUGUACUUCCAUUUUGAUGUGAAAAUUGUAAGAGAAAUAAUUAUACAAAUAUUAGGGUUUGAUAAGUUACCCCUAACAAUGUUAGAAAGUCUACCACAGGUUAAGGUGGAUUUAUUUAUAAAGCUUCAUGUCAUCCAGAACAAUCAGAAUCUGUAUGAACGAUUUGAUGUCAACAGCAUGGAGAGCGCAAAAAUUACGAGAAAAAAAAAAGAAAUACUAAACGAUUAUGUAAGAAAAAAUAAAUAUUUCAACGAGUACAACAUCUUUACCAUGAAAGAUCGCAUUAACAAAUUCUACAUCGAAGAAAAACUCCAACAUUCGCAUAAGAAAAAUUACCUUUACAUAGGCACAGAAUUUAUUGUAGACCCGAUCCUACUAGCCACAAUCCGAGUUAUCAUAUAUGACGACUUAGACCACCUCGCCAAGGUAAAGGUAACCGACUUGGGGAAAUGGGAACAUCACUUGUCACCCCUAUCCGAAGUAGUUGUGUUGCAAAUUUUAAUCAAAUUAAUCGAUGAAAUUAUAUAUGAACAAUUCUACCAUUUUAAUUAUGAAGAAAUAUUAAAGAAGGGAAACGUCCGAUACGCCGAUUUGAAAUUUUUGCAGAAUAAAUUUCUCCAAAAAGAUUUGUUCGACUCGGAGAAAUCCAUAGACGUAUCGCACAGUAACAACUUUAAAAUCGUUAUUUAUAAUAUUAUGAAGCUGAAGGAGCUGCAAAAUGCGAAGCGAAAGCUUACAGAAAAGUUGAAGCAAAUGAAGGGGCUCAUAAAGGUUUAA